GAAAAAUGGUGGAAGACAAUUACCGGUAACGCACUCAAACACUCGAGAGGGCGUCACUUCCUAGAUAUCCAUUAUCUCCGUUAGACUUUGCCUCCGUUGCGCCGCCGACGCGGGCUCGCCAAGUCUGCAUUUCAGCGUGUAUUCUUGUGCUCUUUCUCUCUCUCUGCUUCCUCUGUGUUGACAGUGAAACGAAUGUGCACGUGGGUGUGAUAAACGCGCGAGCCGAACGACAGAACGUGCAUGCUGUACCGGUAUUGUCAUUGUGUAAGUACGCGGUCACAAGGUCACGGGUGAAACUGUGCAGCUAAAGGCGUGCGGCACGACUCUUCAGUAAAGUUGACAACUUGACAGUCCACAAGGUCAUAACUGAAGCUCCCUCCGAAUAACUUUUUUUAGUAGUUAAUUAGUGUUUAUAUUUACACAGUAAGUACGUGGUGAAAUGCUCAUUCAUAUCUAUACAUUGCAUAUACCACGAUAUGCUAUUUCAGAUUGUUGAUCGGCGGGUGAUUGUGUCGCAUGUCUCUACACUGCGAAUCUGACGACUGCUGCGAUGCUCGAAUUGCCCAUCUCAAACAUCAGUUUGAGAGCGCUCGCGCGAUGCUCCGUCAGAUGGAGCGUCUUCCCGAAUUGUCGACUCUGCUCGGAGCGUCAGAGCGGGCAAAAUCGUCGAAGUGCGGGAACACGAGACUAUUGGGAGGUGAAAAUGGUGCUGAAAAGAAGGAGUCAAAGACAAACCAAACUGACAAAACCACGAGAACGACAAGCUGUGAAGUCGAGAAGACAUCAACUUCAUCACUUAACUUCCCACCGACCUCGUCUGUCACUGUGAGAGACAGCAGAGCUGCGAAAGCAAACAGCGGUGGCGAAUCAGACAACGGACACGUGACGCAAACAAAAUGUCCGACCCUAUCUCAUUCGACAAGAGAAAACGAUUCGCCGUCUCGCGUCCGUUAUUCGAAGAAGUCGAAACUAAAUCUCGUGACGAAAUCAAAGCAAGAAAAGGAAAUUGAUUUUACUAUGUCGGUGUCAAAGAAAGUGAAGACGGAGAGGUUAACGGACGUCGUAAUGGCGAAAACGCAAACAGUGGAAGGGAAGAAAGUCCACAAGCCAUACAAACAAAUGGAAGCCACAGUUGUAGACAGUUACGACAAAAAGGUCUGGACAAAUAAGGAAGCAGCAAAGGGUCCACCCAGGUCGACAAUGUCAGGCCUGACGACCCAUUGGUUAUCACAGUUUCCUGCACAUGAUGGAAGGCUCGUCUACAAUCAACUGUUAGGUGCCCGUCUUCCAGUCGACUUUGCUAGAGUGUGUCCUGCUGUGCAGACUUCCCAAUUAGUCUACGGUCCCACACUGGUUGGUAGAGACGGGUUACCCUACAGAUACGUAUGGACGACGCCAUCUUGGAUGACUCACUAUCCUGAUUAUGCAAUGACACUUGACAACACCAACUUUCGUUUCCGUCAUCCCAUACACAAUCACGGUCACUUGACAGGUGGUUUUCCUAGCAACAUAUCAACAGACAUGUUACAAAGGCAGCCCAAUCUCAAAACUGAGUAAGUGCAACAUCCUGGCUUCUUUCUGGAGGUGGCACUCCAUUAUAUCAAGACGAAGUCAGUUAAUAUUAAUUAUAAAUUCUCGUUUAGAAUGACAUUCAAUCAGAUUGAAUACAAUCUUAGAUUUGCUUCUUAUAGUAACGAAGAAACUGUACCAUAAUAU
This is a messenger RNA of Corticium candelabrum, 1716 nucleotides long. RefSeq lists its product as uncharacterized. Lineage: Eukaryota; Metazoa; Porifera; Homoscleromorpha; Homosclerophorida; Plakinidae. The record is from RefSeq and is a predicted model, not a curated record. The coding region runs from base 517 to 1557 and encodes 346 amino acids. The transcript has a single exon.